CGGUUAGUGCAUUAAGACGUGUUUUGACAAUUUUCAUCGAUUUUAAUUAUCAGUACUAGACCUUGAUCAAUUACUCCAAAAUAAUUAUACGAUUUACCUGUGCAAAGAACACGAACUUCUUCAUCUGUCUUAAUACUUCAGCGGUGAAUUCCUCGAUUAGAUAUACAAAUAUCGCGAGCAGGCUGGUCGAGACAUGUCUCAACGAGUUUCGACUGGCUGCCAUCAGUGAUCAUCGUUGAGGAGUCAUCGUUGAGGAUUUUUUUUUAUUAGUUUCUCUAAGAAAGGAAAUUUACGCUUCAUUCUACGUUUCGUUCAUCGAGGUGGAUGUUGCCGGUAGCACCCGUGGCUAUUAGUAAUCUUGUAUACAGUCAUCAAUUCUAUUGUGAUGGGCAGUCUUACGGCUUGUAAUACGAAAAAGUGUUUUCUACCUGGGAUUGAUCUUGGACAGCAAUUAUAAUCGAAGAAUAGACGACAUUUUCAAUACUGUGGUACUUUCGAAGAGAAUCUGGGGCGGGAAGAUGCCUCUCAGUGUGGUUGAGGAUGGGACAGCACUUAGCUAGUCUCCGAGAUUUUUUCAAGAUGGACAGUGAGAAACAAGUAGAGCUGCAACCUGAAGGUGCAUAUCAGCGGUCCUCUAUAGACAUGCUUUACGAGCCGGAAAAUAAUACUGCUCAUUUGGAAAAUAAUGGAAAUCUUGUGAACGAGUUUAAGCCCGAUGGAAAUUCAAAUAGUGAACAGUCCAAUUUAGAUUUGGAUAAUCACAACUCUAGAUUUGAGUCUAUAUACAGUCAGCCUAUCGAUGCUCAAGAUUCUAAGCAAGUGUGCAAUAGAAAUGGAAACUUUGUGGCAUCACCAGAGCCUCAAACAUUCAAACAGGAACCUUGUUGCAGCAGCUCUGGAAGCAGUAAUAGCAGCAGCAGCUCCGAAGAUAGUCCAGUUAAUCCUGUAUUAAGAAGAUCCUCUAAAACUCUGUCAUUCGGCAAGAGAAGAAGUAAGCAACGUAAUAAGGAUCCUGGUCCUCCAUGUAAUCAUGCCUUAACUUCAAAGAAAAAGCGCAGUAAUUGGGUACUCAAAUUCAAUUGCGCGAAAAGUAAAGGAUCAAAGAACACUGAUAUCCCAGGACAAGGUAACAACAGUUCGGAAUGCGUGUGCACGGGAUAUAGAAGAACGGAAGAGCACCCUAUGGGAGCUAGCAUUGUUUUCAACAGUAGAUCUGCUCCGCAAAGUCCAGUUUUGGGUCCUUUGCCACCAAGUCCUGUAAUAGAUCUUUCCCGGUUUAACCCUGAAGAAUUUCCCAUGGAGGAUUGCGAUGAAAGAGCAAGGUUGCAGCGUGCUCGAGAAAUGGAAGAAGGCGUCGAACCGCCUCCUGGUUAUCGGCCUAAUUAUCCUUCUGGUAUCCAGGUACAUCCUAAUGGAAUUACCGUGGAUAGUCUCGCGGCGCUGUUUCAGGCACAUGCCGGAAUUCAAGCUGCAGCACUCACAGCACUUUCCCAAAUCGACUUUACAUUAAUACCAAACAUCGAACGACCAGCUCAUACACAGGUCGAUUACGUUCACUGCCUGGUACCCGACCUAAGAUCUAUUACAGCCUGCUCAUUUUACUGGGGUAAAAUGGAUCGCUACGAGGCCGAACGACUCCUGGAGGGCAAGCAAGAUGGAACUUUCCUCCUGCGAGAUUCAGCUCAGGAGGAGUUCCUCUUCUCCGUCAGCUUUCGCAAGUACGAACGCUCUCUACACGCGCGCAUCGAACAAUGGAAUCACAAAUUCAGUUUUGAUUCUCACGAUCCGGGUGUCUACGCCUCAGAAACGGUAUGUGGCCUUAUCGAACACUACAAGGACCCGUCAUGCUGCAUGUUCUUCGAGCCGAUGCUGACGAUACCGCUGCAUCGCAACUUUGCAUUUCCAUUGCAGCAUCUAUGCCGUGCUGUGAUAACAACCCGCACCACCUAUGACGGUAUCAAUAAGUUGCAGUUGCCAAAGACCCUUAAGAGUUAUCUCAAAGAAUAUCAUUACAAGCAGAGAGUGCGUGUACGUAGACUGGAUACAGAGAAUGAUCUGCAGAGCGAAGGCGGUAGAUCAAUAUCAUAUCUACCAUUAAUGAGUCCACGCGAUUCUCAUUCGGCGGGAUAAAAUUAUAUGAGAACUAAUUAAGAAUAGGAAAAACAUGGAAUACAAGCACAAAAGAUUACGAAAAUUUUCGUACAGAUACGAAAAUUGUAUACGGUCCCAAAGCGAUUUCGCAUUUGUGGGAAUCUCUGUAAAAGGAUGGGAAUCAUUAUUUCUAAUACCAGGUGCAGGAAUCCCUGGGUGAAAUUAGAAUUUGUAAAGAUUCUGACGAAAUAUAAAUAAUGCAAAGGACUCCCGGAGGGUCCUGUGGAUUCUCUUGCAGAGAGUAAACGAACCUCCGGCGUCCGUUAAUACUUAACAUACUUAGUGAUUACUCAAGCGUAAUAUUUACACACCAGUUGUUUUUCUUUUAUUUAAAGCGGCCAUCGUUUAAAAAAAUAGCUAGACUUUUAGGACUACUCUUGGCACAUUAGUCUUUCUAAAAACCUUGGUCACGUAUUUUUUAUCCUUUUAAGCUCCAUCGCAUGCAACAUGCAGAAACAUUUUAUGAAAUUACCGCAAGAAGCGUAUUGACGGUCACGAUUCUCUGCAUUCUAAAUUAUAAAUUAAUCGUAGCUGAGUCAAGGUUACAUAAAAAUAUCUCUAGACGUCCAGCACUUCCAGUUAAAACGGUUACCUAUUUUUUUCUAAUUAUGAGGAGUACAUAAAAUGUAACCACGUAAUCGUGCCUCGCAUGAAAUUAAUUUGUCCCAAUACUCUCCCGCUCCACAGUAUUACUUAUCGUUAUGGACAUAUUGUUAUUAAAUAUAUAUAUGCGAAGGAAAAUUUGUAAAUUGAUAACGAUAUCAACCCUAGAUUUACGGAGGUUAAUUAUCGGCGUCAACAGAAAUUGCUAAAAAAUAAUACUUAUAAUUUCUGUAACGUUAAUUUUUGAAUUUCACGCCUUUGUCACACACCUUUAAAUUCCACAGUAGCCGUUGCGAGUUUGCAUUUCACCCCAGUGUGGAAUUGAAGGGUUUAACAUGAAAUUUGAAAUCCGUCAAAAUUACGGGUUCCGUAAAUCUAGUGUUAAUCAGUAAUGUUAGUUUCAAUGUCAUUUGACGACAUCAAGUCUUGUGAUUUUUUUAAACAUGGCCCACUGACUCGAUAUUAAAACAUUAUGGUUCGUAUUAAUAA
Cephus cinctus (wheat stem sawfly) is the source of this 3243-nucleotide messenger RNA. RefSeq lists its product as uncharacterized. Gene Ontology annotation, cellular component: phosphatidylinositol 3-kinase complex. Gene Ontology annotation, molecular function: 1-phosphatidylinositol-3-kinase regulator activity. The record is from RefSeq and is a predicted model, not a curated record. The transcript is spliced from 5 exons. Gene Ontology annotation, biological process: phosphatidylinositol phosphate biosynthetic process; intracellular signal transduction. Lineage: Eukaryota; Metazoa; Arthropoda; Insecta; Hymenoptera; Cephidae. The coding region runs from base 541 to 2130 and encodes 529 amino acids.